CAAACCUUAAUAAGAAUCGAGUGCUUGUAGCGAUCGCAGAGAACAAACAGAAAGCCAGCUGGCAGGAGCCGAGCGCUGCCGCUGCGCUUUGAUUGCUCCUAACACCAAAAACCAGAUUAGUACUUUAAAAAAAAAAAAAUGGCUUUCUUAAUUUCUUUUAUCUCCGAUCCUGUAUUAACGGGUCUGCUGUGUGCAGCAGCGUUGUUAGCUGUACUCUAUUUUGCAACCGGCUCUAAAAACUCAGCGUUUAAAUUGCCUCCUGGUCCAACUCCUCUUCCGAUCAUUGGUAACCUGCAUUUGGUGGAUAUCAGAAGGCAAGAUAAGUCACUAAUGAAGCUUGCAGAAGAAUACGGCCCGGUCUUCACCCUCCAUUUUGGCUUCCAGAAAGUUGUGGUCCUGACUGGGUACGAAGUUGUGCGGGAGGCGCUUGUGAACUACACAGAGGAGUUUGUAGACAGACCAUCCAUCCCAAUAUUUGACCAAAUUCAGAACGGAAACGGUGUGUUCUUCUCCAUCGGCGACCUGUGGAGAACAACGCGCAGGUUCACCGUCUCCAGCAUGCGCAACCUCGGCAUGGGGAAGCAGACGAUGGAAGGGAAAGUUUGUGAGGAGCUUCACUUCCUCAUUGAGAAGAUCAAAUCCUUCAAAGGGGAACCUUUCAGCCUGAGGUCCUUCAGCAUCGCUCCGAUCAACAUCACCUUCCUCAUGCUCUUUGGGGACAGGUUUGACUAUAAGGAUCCGACAUUUCUCACUCUCUUACGACUCAUAGAUGAAGUUAUGGUCCUUCUGGGAUCUCCGUACUUGAACUAUUUCAAUUUCUACCCAUUCCUUGGAUUUCUUUUCAAAACCCACAAGAUUUUGCUUAAGAAAAUAGAAGACGUGCGUGUCAUUAUAAGGCAAUACAUGAAGGCGAGCAGGGAAGAUAUCAGUGAGAACAGUGUGAGGAGCUACACCGAUGCACUGGUAUUCAAGCAGCACGAGGAGAAAAACAAGAAAGACAGCCUCUUCCACGAUGACAACUUAAUAGCAUCCAUUCUCGACCUGGUCAUGGCGGGGACAGAGACCACGGCCACCACGCUGCAGUGGGCCAUCCUGCUGAUGAUGAAAUACCCGGAGAUCCAAAAAAAGGUGCAGGAGGAGAUUGGAAGAACUGUCAAAGCCGGAAGCUGGGCCACAUAUGAGGACCGCAAGAACAUGCCAUUUACAAACGCCGUGAUCCACGAAGUGCAGAGGUUCAUCACCCUCCUGCCCCACGUUCCCCGCUGCACCGCUGUGGACACCCACUUCAGGGGUUACUUCCUUCCCAAGGGUAUAAUUGUCAUCCCAUCGCUCACCUCAGUGCUGCUGGAUAAGACGCAGUGGGAGACACCACACCAGUUCAACCCCAACCACUUCCUUGAUGCUGAAGGGAACUUUGUCAAGAGGGAGGCUUUCCUGCCCUUCUCCACAGGGCGAAGGAACUGCAUCGGAGAAAGCCUCGCCAAGAUGGAGCUGUUUGUCUUCUUCGUGGGGCUGCUGCAGAUGUUCACUUUCCAACCUCAGCCGGGAGUUUCAGAGGCCGACCUGGACCUGACCGUCCCCGAAACGACUUUUACAUUAAGGCCUCGGCCUCAGGCGACCUGUGCCAUCCUGCGCGAAUAGGCAGGGCCCGCUGCAGGGCAGCCAGGCAGGGACGCUGCCAAGGCCCAGCUUAGCUAUGCUAGGACUCACCACUCCAUCCCAACAUGCCACACUGUCGUAUUUCCCUCCCUCUGUCUCCGUCCACUCCCGCCCCUACAUCUCCCCAUAGGUCACUGACCUGCUCUUUGCUCCCGUGCUGUGAGGGGUGCAGACGGUCAAUGAGGAAGCGCAAUCCUGGUGACACUCCCAGAGAGGGACACUGAGCAGCUGAAGGACCUGGGGGUGUGUGUCCGUGAGAUGUAGGUGUGACAUCCACACUUCAACUGCAAAGGAGUGAGGCUCACAACACUGCAGAAAUCUGCCCAAAAUUCCCAGUCAAGACACACCAGGUUCAUCGGGAGCCGCAGAAAUAUGCUGCAGCUGCUUCCUGAGCCAAGCUCUCUAAUUAGCCAGAGCUUCCAGCAAAAUCCCACUGGGGCAGGCAGCCAAGUCAAGCACUGAGAGUGCAAAACCCGACCCAUCCAUGGGCUGUGGGGAUGAAGUUCUUACGCCUUGCAACACAGUCCUGAAAGACACCUUCCAGUCUGCAAACCUGUUUAGAUAGCCAGGAGUUGCUGCCACCACGUUCAGUGCUGCUCCACAGUCUGAAUGGGAGAAGAUCUACAUUUAUAAGUUUCCAGUUAACAUUCCUACCAGCAAGUGACCAUAAAAGGCUAAUGAUACAGGAAAAUAAACCAGACUCAUUUCUA
Numida meleagris (helmeted guineafowl) is the source of this 2369-nucleotide messenger RNA. RefSeq names its product cytochrome P450 2W1-like. Gene Ontology annotation, molecular function: heme binding; iron ion binding; oxidoreductase activity, acting on paired donors, with incorporation or reduction of molecular oxygen, reduced flavin or flavoprotein as one donor, and incorporation of one atom of oxygen. Gene Ontology annotation, biological process: xenobiotic metabolic process. The record is from RefSeq and is a predicted model, not a curated record. Gene Ontology annotation, cellular component: cytoplasm; intracellular membrane-bounded organelle. The transcript has 9 exons. Bases 139 to 1641 code for a protein of 500 amino acids. NCBI's taxonomy places the organism in Eukaryota, Metazoa, Chordata, Aves, Galliformes, Numididae.